Messenger RNA from Panicum virgatum (switchgrass), 1316 nucleotides. Its product is annotated as acyl-coenzyme A thioesterase 13-like. The coding region runs from base 363 to 860 and encodes 165 amino acids. Gene Ontology annotation, molecular function: fatty acyl-CoA hydrolase activity. The record is from RefSeq and is a predicted model, not a curated record. Lineage: Eukaryota; Viridiplantae; Streptophyta; Magnoliopsida; Poales; Poaceae. The transcript is spliced from 3 exons.
CAACCUGGUGGUGAACUGAUGACAGACUAGUAUAGUAGUAGCAGGUGUCGAAUCGACUGCGGUAGGGAAGGGAAGAGUAGCCUGUACUGAAGGCUGGUGAGGAGCUCAGCUGCUGGUAGAGCAGAAGCGUGAAGCUGCAGCUGCAGCUGCAGCUGCAACCCAGUAGUAGUAGUGCUUGUCGGAGUUUGAGAAAGCCGCCCACGAGGUGGCGGUGGCACGACUCUGACACGACGGAGUAUUGAAAAGGGAAGCUCGGCGAGGUAGACAACGCUGACGCUGAGCAAGCAAACCAACCCCGUCCAGUGUCAAACAAGGCAGAGGCGGCAGGUAGCCUCGUCGUCCCGUCAGAGCCCACCGCCACCAUGGGGGAGCCCCCGGCAUGGAUGGCGGAAGCCGCCCGCAGAUGGCUGGAGGACGCCGGCGCCACGGUGGAGGGCGGCCCCGACCGGGCCUUCAACGCGCUGCCGCUCUCCGGCGUGCGCGUGUCCCUCGCCGAGCGGGGCCGCGCCGUCUGUUCGCUCCGCGUGCCGGCGCACCUCACCGUCAGUUCCUUUUCCUUCCCCCCGCCGGAUGCGGAGGGGAACUGGCACACGGGCGCCAUCGCCGCGGCGACGGACGACGUCUGCGCCGCCGCCAUCAUGUCCGUCGAGGGCAUCAUCAAGGUCUCCGUCCACUACGACAUCUCCUACUUCGCGCCGGCCAAGCUCCAUGAGGAAGUUGAGAUGGAUGGCAGGGUGGUGGAGCAUAAAGGAAGGUUGACGGCGGUUACGGUGGAGAUCCGGAAGAAGGAGUCUGGCGAGCUGGUGGCGAUCGGGAGGCAGUGGAUGACGGCGUCCAGGCCCAGAGGGAGCAAGAUCUGACGCCUCAUCUAUCAGAGUCUCUGCCUGACCCUGAAACGGGUGUUGAGUUACUAAACUAGCAGCUGGUGAGCUCGGCUCAAGGCAAUUGCUGGGUGAGUUACAGCUACAUAGAUUGAUUGCUGGUGUGUGUUUGGUGACUCGUGAUUUCUCUGGCAAUUAAGUUGGAUUUGUUUCUGUCUUGGGGGCCAAAUAAGUUAGUAGGAGCUCUGUUCUUGUGCAUUGUUGCUCUCUGCAUUGCUUUGCUAGCUGUUCAGGGCUCUUGUGGUGAACCGUGGACCAAGAGGCCGAUGGCUGAUGGGCCUAACCAGUUAUAGCCUUUCUUUGUCAAGACGCUGAUGGGCACAAGGGAUGAAAAUGGUAACGAUAUUAAUAGGAGAAAGAUUUCCCGCUCCUUAGCCCGUAAGUCAUGAUUUUGUAAUGAACUAUCAAUGAAAGUUACAAUUCCUUAGCCAGACA